Molecule: messenger RNA, 4628 nt
Organism: Sphaeramia orbicularis (orbiculate cardinalfish)
Lineage: Eukaryota; Metazoa; Chordata; Actinopteri; Kurtiformes; Apogonidae
Product: glycerol-3-phosphate dehydrogenase 1-like protein
Exons: 8
Coding region: 125-1180 (351 amino acids)
Biological process (GO): carbohydrate metabolic process; glycerol-3-phosphate catabolic process
Cellular component (GO): cytosol
Molecular function (GO): NAD binding; oxidoreductase activity, acting on the CH-OH group of donors, NAD or NADP as acceptor; protein homodimerization activity
Source: RefSeq, a predicted model, not a curated record
UCGUCAGGGCUCAGGUAGCGGAUUUCAGAUAGAUGUUCCUCGGCUCUCCGGUGUUCCCCCGGUAGCGCUGUGUCUCCUGGGUUUUUCGGUGUAGAAGAGUCAGAGAGCAACUGGAGCUCCACAGAUGGCUUCUCCGCUCAAAGUCUGCAUAGUCGGCUCCGGAAACUGGGGUUCGGCCAUAGCCAGGAUUAUUGGAAACAAUGCGAAGUCACUGCAGCGUUUUGCCACCACAGUGAAGAUGUGGGUGUAUGAAGAAAACGUCAACGGCAGGAACCUUACGGAAAUCAUCAACACAGAGCAUGAAAAUGUCAAGUACCUGCCUGGAUACAAACUACCAGAGAACGUGGUGGCCGUCCCACAGCUCAGUGAAGCUGCACAAGGAGCCGACCUGCUGGUGUUUGUCGUCCCUCAUCAGUUCAUCAGGAAACUCUGUGAUGAGAUGGUGGGCUGUGUCUCCUCCAAGGCUCGGGGAAUAACACUCAUAAAGGGAAUUGAUGAAGGACCUGAGGGCCUGAAGCUGAUCUCAGACAUCAUUCGAGAAAAGAUGGAGAUUGAUGUCAGCGUUCUUAUGGGAGCAAACAUCGCCAAUGAAGUAGCUGCUGAGAAGUUCUGUGAAACCACUAUCGGCAGCAGGAUUAUGGAGAACGGCCUGCUGUUCAAAGAGCUGCUGCAGACUCCCAACUUCAGGAUCACAGUGGUGGAAGAUGCUGAUACGGUGGAAUUGUGUGGAGCUCUGAAGAACAUUGUAGCUGUGGGCGCAGGUUUCUGUGAUGGCUUGCGAUGUGGAGACAACACCAAGGCGGCCGUGAUCCGUCUGGGUCUGAUGGAGAUGAUUGCCUUUGCCAAACUCUUCUCUAAAAAUGACUCCGUCUCCACGGCAACUUUCCUUGAAAGCUGCGGUGUUGCUGACCUCAUCACUACCUGCUACGGCGGCCGCAACCGACGAGUUGCAGAAGCCUUCGCCAAGACGGGAAAGAGCAUAGAGGAGCUGGAGAAAGAGAUGUUGAAUGGUCAGAAGCUGCAGGGUCCUGCCACAUCAGCAGAGGUUUACCACAUCCUCAAACAAAAGAACCUUGUGGACAAAUUUCCUCUGUUCACUGCCGUCUAUCAGAUAUGUUUUGAGGGAAAACCAGUCCAAGAGAUGAUCUCCUGCCUGCAGAGCCACCCAGAGCACAUGUGAUCACCCUGUGGGUGUCACAGAGGGCCGAUGAGGGCUGAUGAAGUGUUUUUCUACAGAGAGUAUCAGAGCCAAAACAGCAGUUCUAUCCUCCAGCUUGUGGUAGAAAAACAACCUCAGUUUUCAGGCCAUGGCCAUAGUCCUGUAAAGGGUGAUUCUGGUUUAAAAUGUGGGUCAAAUUUUGUUUAUUAGAUCAUGUUUCUCUACGUUCACUGUCCUGGUAGGGAGGAUUCUGAACAGGGUCCAGGAGACUUUCUCAGCUCAGUUCAGCUGACGUGUCAUCAUGAUCAUCACGGGAAAAGAGUGUGUUUUUGAAAUAGUCUACAAGAAAACCUGUUUUCCACUGUUAUCUGAUGAAGCAUCUUGCUGUGCGUGUUGGGUUUCUGCCUCAGUGGGAACUGUUUUAGUCCAACACUUUCUGGAUCCGGUCCAGUGGUUUGCUUGAAUCCUUUGUCCGUCAUACUUUGUUUUGUGAGUGACAAAAAAAGACACUUAGAAAUUCAAACUGAGCAGUCAGAUCAUCCAGCCAAAAAUCAGAAUGCAGUCGCAUUUCAAACCACCUCCAAAUGCAAUUUGCAUCCACUUUGCAAAAUCACAUUUCAUGUAGUUUUCUGCUGUUUAGGACUGCUAAAGUCAAUCUGGAGCUGGAAAAAAUGCAUUGAGAUAAAUAGGUGUUGAUGAUAGAUAUAACAAGUCACCAUGACAGAUAGAAAAACACUCCAGAAUUAUGCUUCAAAUAUACCACAAAAUUUUCUUUCCUCCAGGAAAUAUUUUGUUUUGUUUCAGUUCUUUUUCGCUGCUGACAAACCUGGUCACAAACUGAAACACCCAGGAUAGACAGAUGGGUGACAAAUUAAAGGAAAAUGUAUAUAUACAUAACAUCUUCCCACACAAAAGAUGUUCCCUCAGUUGGUGCAGAGCACUCUCUAACAUGUGAGUCCAAAAUCUCCUGUAGGUGUUAAAUUGGGUUUAGUUCUAGCAUCUGUGAGGUCCACAUCAUUUUCAUCAAACUAUGUUAUAUGGAUGGAGCCGGUGUCAACGUUUAUGUGCACGUAAUAUUCUUUUUUUUUGGCCAAAUUCUUAAAAAAGACAAAAUUAUAACUAAGCUGCUUACAUGACUAAUGAAAAUUAUUCUUGUUCCUGUUCCAUAUGUAGUUGUUCAGACCCAAUUAAGGCUAGUGUUUAUUCAUAGCAUACAUUCCACUGUGACUUCAGCCUCUCUCUUCCAUUCCUUUAAACUCCCUCUGGAAAAGGUCAGCUUUUUUGUUUAUAAUUGCUCAGAGCCAAAAACCUGUUGAUAUCAUGUGUCACUAUAUUUAAAUUUAGGUGUGUUUGUGUUCAUAACCAGAAAUACCCAUCUAAUUAUAAACAGGCUGUGUCAAAGGCCCAAGUUACAUUCAUUUUCUGAAUGCUCUGUAAACACUAACAAAGUACCCUCAUAUAACCUGAAUAACAUCGCAACAUCCCAUACGUUUUAGUAGAAAAUACUACAUUCCAUCCUGUCAAAUUCAGAUUGUAGGCAUAUUCAUUAUAGUGUUAUAUUAAUGUAAAUGUAAACGCACAAUCCCAUUUUAUUUUCUUUUAAUAUGUCACCCAUCUGUAAGUUAUUAGUGUUCAAAGCUGCACUGUUUGCUAAAAGUUACAGCCAAAAGUUAUGGCACUUCAGAUUUCAGGUUUUACUUUAUCAGACGUUCUUUCUCUAAACUUUCACGAUAAAGAUAUACUUCCAGAUCUGGGACCAAAUGUAUGAAAUGGACCCUGUGUGUUAUUAUUGUAGUCUAGUGACUGUGUGUGUUUAGUGGUGGUCAGUUCCUCACAUAUUAAUGGGCAGGUGCUGUUAAUGUUUACUUGAGACCUUUAAAUCUGCCAGCCGUUCUAAUCCUGCCUGUGGACACCAGCACGCCGCUGCCUCUGAUGCACUUUGAGCAGCGCACCACUGGGUACUUAAGAGAAGAUGGAGGGAUGUACUCAGUGUUGUAGUGUCUUUACAACUCCAAGGGUUGGUUUUCAUAUAUUUUCCACUCAGGUCAACAUAGUGUAUAAAAUAAUCAAAAGUGAAGCAUAUUGUUCCUAUUGUCAGAAUCUUUGUGCUUUUCUGCUUGAGACAUCCAGUGCUAAAAAUCUCUCUGUCUCUACUAAACUUUAUGUGCAGAUACAAAAUUUAGGGAAGUUAAAUAAUGCCUUUGAGAAAACCAGCACAUAUCUACAAAAUUACAUCCCACACUGCCGAACUCUUGCCAAGUAACACUAUUUAAUUAAUUUGACAGACUGUGUUGGCAUGUAAGUGAAAAAUGCUUUUUGUUUGUGAUGAGACUUUCUUCAUAGCCACAUUUGGACUGGCUUUGACUGACAUGUCCUUCACAGUUUGGUUUAGUUUGUUUCUUAUGUGAAGAAUUAAAUUUGUGUCAAACAAAAACAAGAAUUUCAGAGAGAAUAUAACUAAACUGAAAUGAAAAAGUAAUCACAAAAGCAAAACUUCUAUCUUAUUUGCAUAAUCAUGCUAACUACUUGUCUUCUACUUUUUUGACAUGACUUUUUUUUUUUUUUUUUUUUUUUUUACAGUUACUCAUUGUUUAGUGCAGCUAAUAUGAGUUUUGCCAGAUAACAACACUCCAUUAAUCCUGUAGGAAAUGCCCUAUGCUGCUGUUUAUGGCAUCUAUUUUAUGUCCGAAAAUAAAACAAAACUCACACUUUUUGCACUGGACUUUGAUAAACAUAGCAGUUUUUGGAGACACUCCCCAUUUUUCAUCUAACACAGGAAGUCAGAAAAGUUUCAUAAAAAUAAGUAAAGACAAGUAAUUAAUGUAUUUGUCUCAUUUACAAAUCUGCCUUUUAAUGCCCACAUUAGUGUAGUCAAUUUGAUGAAUCACAUCAUUUCUACAAAGCUCGAACCAACUUUGAACAGUAGUGAAAAUGAAAAUGUUACUUUUUUUGUAUUUUCUGAGGCUAACAUGAAGCUUUACUCAGUAAACCAUUGGUGCAUGAUUAUGAGACUGCAUAUGUAAUCUUCCUUACGGUCAACUAACAUUGCUUUUUUUAAUCUUACAUUUUAACCAAUUAAUCUUACAUUUUAGCUUUUGUGAUGCUUUUUGUAAGAUCAACACCUAGAAUCAGGUCAGGAUUAUUCUCACAUAUUUAAGCUAGAUUUAAAGCCACUUUUUAUACCCACUUUGGUGGUAAUAAAAAACUUAAAUCACAGCUGCUCUGGAGACACACUAACAGGUUCACCCUGGUGAAAUGAGAUCACAGGGGAAACGGGGCAAAAAUGUAUGCCAGUGUGAAAAAUGUGUCUGCUUUUCUUUUUGAUUUAUGCCACUGUAGUAUAUAGAGGAUCAAUAUGCUUUCAAAGUCAUAGGUCUAAUUUUGCCUUUUAUUUUUCUGAAUGUAACAGAUAAAUGUUUUCUGUUCAUAUUAAUCAGUGCUUUUCUGUUUCAAUAAAAGAGAGAAAUGA